Trematomus bernacchii (emerald rockcod) is the source of this 1100-nucleotide messenger RNA. RefSeq names its product paralemmin 1b (gene palm1b). NCBI's taxonomy places the organism in Eukaryota, Metazoa, Chordata, Actinopteri, Perciformes, Nototheniidae. The transcript has 6 exons. The record is from RefSeq and is a predicted model, not a curated record. Gene Ontology annotation, biological process: regulation of cell shape. The coding region runs from base 352 to 1035 and encodes 227 amino acids. Gene Ontology annotation, cellular component: membrane.
CAUAACACUCUCUCCCUCUCACACACAUGCACUAGACUACAACCUGCUUCAGACGACGCCCCACCGCCCCUGAGAUUUCCACUGAGGGCACAGCCAGGUCCGUCGUGCGUCUUUUUCGCUCGAGAGGAAGCCAUUGGGCUCUUAUUAUUGUCGGACUGCGCGCUCAGGCUGCCCACGGCAUCACCUUGGCAAUAACAGGAGGGGUGCCAACCAGAAGAAGAAGAAGAAGAGGAGGCGGAGGAGGAGGAGGAGAGGAAGGGGUGGUACAGUACUCCGAAUUGACGCUCAGAAAUAAACAAGAAGAGCCCCUGUUUGGAAGACGUCCGUGGCGGGAAGGCAUCUGCAUCUGAGAUGGCUGAGGUGUCACAAGAGGAGAAACUCCAGGCCAUCGCUGAGAAGAGGAAGAGGCAGACAGAGAUAGAAAACAAAAGGAGGCAGCUGGAUGAUGACCGACGACAACUCCAGCAUCUCAAGUCGAAGGCACUGAGGGAGCGCUGGUUGUUAGAUGGAGCUCCGGCGGAGGAGGAGACUCAGAAGCGUCUGCAUGAAGACGAGGUGAAGACUAAACUCCUGGAGCAGGUCAUCCUCAGGCUGGAGCAAGAGAUUGAGGAACUGGAGACAGACCCUCCAGCCAAUAAGGGUGUGGCCAAAGAAAAUGGAGGUGAGAAUGGAGUAGUGCAGAGCUCUGGUCAGACCCCCAAGAGGGAGGUGACAGGGAUUGAGGCCACGCUGCUGGGGCCCAGUCCUGACCAAGCUAGUGCAGAGAACCCCGUCACCCUGGUGUUCAUGGGAUACAAAACCGUGGAGGAGGAGCAGGAGAACCGCGCGGCCAUGGACGGGGUGGAUGGCAACGUCAAGGCCGAGUUUGUGGUGAUCGAGGAUGGGGAGGGGAAAGCUGGAGGAGAGGCGGCCUCAGAUGAGCAGGCUCCACCCAAUGGGAGCAUGGCGGAGAAAGAGAAGGCCAACGGAGGCGGAGAGGAUGGAGAGAAAGGAAAGGAGAAGAAACAGACCUGCAAGUGCUGCACGGUCAUGUGAGCUGUGUGAGUGUGUGCAUGCGUGUGUGUGUGUGUGUGUGUGUGUUGUGUGUGUGUGUGUGUGUG